Messenger RNA from Vicia villosa (hairy vetch), 2454 nucleotides. RefSeq lists its product as uncharacterized. The record is from RefSeq and is a predicted model, not a curated record. Bases 357 to 2171 code for a protein of 604 amino acids. The transcript has 5 exons. Lineage: Eukaryota; Viridiplantae; Streptophyta; Magnoliopsida; Fabales; Fabaceae.
AAAUAUAAUUGUCUUCCAAUAAUUCAUGUAUUUAUUUAAUCAUUACCCUAGUCACCCUCUCUCAAAUGAAAUAACCUUUGAUUCGUUUUUAUUCCAUGCAAUCAAAAUUUUGGAUUAUGGGCAGCACCCUAAAUAAUCCAAAAAAAGCCGCAUCUUUUUUCAUCCCAAAAAUUGUCAGAGAACGUUCUUCCUUUCACCAUAUUUUUCUUAGGAUGUAGAAGGUGUUGAAGGGUAGGAAACUAGAUUCCACGUCUUCGCGAUUCUUCGUGAUUUUGAGUUCAUUGGUUUGAUAAGUGUUGGUUAUUGGUACUGUUUAAUGUGUUUAUCGGCGUAAUUUCGUUGGUAGUUGUUGUGAAAUGGAGUCGAAACACGAAGAGUCGAGUGUGAUUUUGAAAUUGAUGGGACUUGAUAAAGUGGUUUCUCGAUAUGAACCUGUUAGAGAUAGACCGAAAGUUUUAUCAGAGGAUUAUUUGCAGAAAGUUGCGUCUAUUGGUGUUAGAAAGAAGCGUUCGUAUGGUCAGGGUGGUUCUUUAGAAAUGAGUACCGAUGAGAAGGACGGUUCUGACGAUGUUAUGAUGGCGGUUGAAACAUUAGUAAGGAGGGAAAAGAAGCAUAAUUCGUCGAAGGGAAAUGGAAAGGAGAAUUUAUCGGUGUUUCGAACUAAGGUAGAAGAUGUCCCACAGAAAUCUGAGCAGGGAGAUAUUCUGCUUCGUCCAGAUAAUCGGUCGCGAGGUGUUGUGCAUGGAAAAGAUGGAUUGUGUGAAACGUUUCGGUUUUCGAAAUUUCAAUUGGAUCGGAAGGAUUUAACUUUUGACUCGAGAAUUUCUGUUUCGAAAGGAAUUCCUGAAAGGGAAGGAGAUGGUAAGAUUAAAAGCAACAUUAGAUCUAAGGUUGGGUUUAGUUAUAGCUUUUCCAGAAAAGUGCCAACGACAAAACGUCUUGCUGAUAAUCGUGGAACUAUGACUAAGGAUGACUUGUUUCAGAAAUAUUGGGGUUUAGGUAAGAAUGUGUCCGCAAAUCGAUCGACCGAGAAGUCAGAUGAUAUGAACUUAAAGUUGAAGAAGAGAUGUUAUGGAAAUGAUUUGUUCGAAAAGGAACCAGUGCUUUCUCAAUUGUCAUGCUCUGAUCCUUCUCCUGCAUUCGUAGACAGUCAAAUCAUGCAGCAGACAUGCUUAAAGAACGAUGAUGUGAAGAACAAUGAAGACAGUAACAUGUCUAAGAAAAUUGCCUUCUCUCUUGAUUCAUCAGUUGAUUUCUCGGUGUCUGAUGUGAAGACUAAGGUUGUUGGCUAUUCUAAUAAUAUUCCAACCACGAAGCAAUCUGAAUCAAUGGCAUCUGUAAUGAUGCACGGAGACCGUGAUUCUGUAUGUCAUGCUUCAAAGCAACAGGAGACAUUGGAAUUUCAUGAAGGUUUUGUGUAUUCACUUACCACCGGGGCUGAUGCAGAUGCUGUCGGUAACUUCCACGAGGGAUAUGAACCUAGUCCAAUGUCAGUUUUGGAUUCAACAUUUAGUGAAGACAUUUCAGUUAUAUCUGAAUGCAGUGCUGCUGGUGUAUAUGAUUCCUCUGAAGUGGAUGAUGAAGAACUUGAUUUGAACGUUUCAAGUGAUGAAGAUUGCAGGGAAGAGUCUAUAGGCAAUUUCAAAGAGAAGAAAGGUAUAGUAGGCUUAUCUAGAACAGAAGAAAGUAGAGACUUCUCCUAUGUCGUUGAGGUCUUAACCGAAGCAGGUAUAUCUAAUGCGAGCUUGCUCAGAGAUUUUUCAACAUGGCACUCUGCGGAAUGUCCUAUUAGCCCUUCUGUCUUUGAUACCCUAGAAAAGAAAUUCGGCGAGCAACAGCUUUGGAAAAGAUCUGAAAGGCGGCUUCUUUUCGAUCGUAUUAAUUUAGGUUUGUUAGACAUUCUGCAUCCAUAUUUAUACGUUCCAAUGUGGGAAACACCCGUGUCAAGAAGAUUGAAUACUGAAUUGAGACAGGAUAUGAUUGAGGACGAUAUGUGGGGGUUGCUUGUUUCGCAAGAAAAGAAAGCUGGUAAGGAGUCAAUAGACGAUAUGCUUGGAGGGGAAAUUCGGUGGAUAGAAUUAGGCGAACAUGUUGAAGGUUUUGUUAGAGAGUUAGUUAGUGUGUUAAUAGAAGAGCUUGUAGAUGAUAUAGUUAGGUUAGAGAAUUUUUGAAAACUCUAGCUUUGCGUGUGGCGAUAGACUUUUAAUAUACACGAACAAUUCAUGAGUAAGUUUGAAUUGUCGAGGUUGGUUUUGAGUCGAUUUUUUCAGAUUGAUUUUGAGAGGUUAUAGAGUUUGCAUUAGAAUUUAGGUAUUGGUUGAUUAUUGAUUUUUAUGGUACAAUAUUGUAUUUGAAUUGUAUCCGAAAAAAGAAAGUUCUUGUGAUUUGUAUCCAAACAAGAAUAAGGGACAGUGCUUGUGAUUUGUAUUUCAGUAUAUUACAGUACUUUUGUGA